AUGUUCGAUGAAGCAUGUGAACAUAGUCCAACAGGGCAUAUCACUACUGAUCCUGAAGACCUGCUUGGUCGUCGUUACAAACGAGGAAAUUCUGAAUCAGUUCGACAUCUUUCGGUACGAGUUCGUGUUGCGGAAGAAGAAAUUAAAAAAUAUCGAUUGCAAAAUGAAGUCCUGAAGAAAACCGUCACAAAAAUGACCAAAGAAUUAUAUGAUAAGCAAUGUGAGAUAGAAAGUUUACGGAAAGCAUUCGAACAACAAAUUGAUGAUCUUCAACAUCAGUUAUCAAAGAAGGAACAUGAGGAUAAAAUAAGCAAAUUUGAAACUGUAAUGUCGCUUUUACAAGGUAGUUCAGGUCCUUUCAAGACAUAUGAACCUCCAUUUUCAUUUCUUGAUGAACCGAAACAGGAGACGGUGAAUGCAGAAGCUCAGACAGAUGAUUGGAUGCUACGAUUUGUACAAAAGUCAAUUAAUGCAGCAGUUGCUGGACCUAGCAUAAUUGUAAAACAUUUGGCUGCUAAUGAAAAUAACAGUUCCGAAAGAUAUGAAAAACUGACAGAAGAAAUCGCAAAGCUGGAGAAUGAGAAAUUUUUUCUGAUUACGCAGCUAAAAUUAACCAGAAACAAACUGGAAAGUUUCGAACUGCAAGAAGCGCAAAAAAUGAGUUUGGAAAAUCGACUGGUAAUUCUGACCGAAAUGAAUGAAUGUCUUGUUAAAGAGAAUGAGCGUAUUAAAGAAAUAGCCGCAUCAAAAAUGGCUGGAGACAGUGGCACGAUGGAAGAGAAGCGUAAAAUUAUUGAUUUAACAUUAAAGUGUCAGGCAAAAGUGGAUGAGUUACAGAUAGAAUUGGAUUGGAAGUCACAGAAAUUGCAAGAGCAACUACAAAUCAAUCGGGUUUUGUCAACAAACUUGGAAAAUGUGAAAGAGCAAUUAAGUGCAGGGGAUUGCGAGGUUGUGGAUGUAAUUGGAAAUGGUGCGGAAAUUUUAAAAAGAUAUGAAAAUGAAAUCAAUGAAUUAAAAAAGAAGCUCGCUCAAUAUGACGAAUUGCCUGAUCCAUCUGUAAAAAUUUUGCACAUGAAGAUGAAUCCUCUGCAGACAGCUCAUCAGGAUUAUAAAGAAUUUCAAGCUAAGAAAAAGCGAAAAUUGAACGAGUCUUUACCCUUUUUGAAUGAAGAUAACGAUAAUUUGAUUCCUACAUUACGGAAAAAGCAGCGUACUGAGAUGACGAAACAGUUAGCAGAUAUGCAAUUCCAAUUACACAAAGUAAAGAAAGAAAAGGAGAGAGCUCUAAAAAUACAGAGUAAUUUGGUUAAAAAGUAUCGCGCUUUUGUGACUGCUCUCUCCGGAUUACAAAUAAAAAUGAAAGAGGAUGAUCUGGUACAGGUUGAAAGCAUUUUUGAUCCGGGAAAUUAUUUUAUUUUCAAGGUGCAUGAUUAUGGAAAAACGAUUAGUUUAUUGGAAACAGAUUAUGCGACUCAGUGGUCGGCACAAAUUCGUGAAUAUCUGCAAGGGAGAAAUUCAACUCCCGCUUUUUUAGCAGCUAUUACCUUAAUACUUGAUGAGCGAGCUGAAAGCACAACUACUAUGCCAUUUUAUCCCUCUGAUUAA
This is a messenger RNA of Brugia malayi, 1605 nucleotides long. RefSeq lists its product as uncharacterized. Lineage: Eukaryota; Metazoa; Nematoda; Chromadorea; Rhabditida; Onchocercidae. The transcript is spliced from 14 exons. Gene Ontology annotation, biological process: mitotic spindle assembly checkpoint signaling; attachment of mitotic spindle microtubules to kinetochore. The record is from RefSeq and is a predicted model, not a curated record. Bases 1 to 1605 code for a protein of 534 amino acids. Gene Ontology annotation, cellular component: nuclear envelope; mitotic spindle; kinetochore.